Lactuca sativa (garden lettuce) is the source of this 684-nucleotide messenger RNA. Its product is annotated as Late embryogenesis abundant (LEA) hydroxyproline-rich glycoprotein family. Gene Ontology annotation, biological process: defense response to other organism. The record is from RefSeq and is a predicted model, not a curated record. NCBI's taxonomy places the organism in Eukaryota, Viridiplantae, Streptophyta, Magnoliopsida, Asterales, Asteraceae.
CACAUCUUUACAAAUUAAAGGAUGGUGGAAAAAGAAAAGGUGAAACCAUUGGCUCCAUCCAUCGACCAGAACCAAACCGUCAGUGAUGAUGAAGACACAGUUUACAAGAAAACCACACGACCAAGAAAAUACGUUAAGUGGUUAAGUUGCAUUGUUGCAAGCAUAAUCCAUCUAGCGGUGGUUGUUGUGAUAUUAAUUUUCAUGGUAUUUAAGAUUAAAGAACCGGAGAUCAAGAUGAAUGAUGUGAUGGUCAACAAUUUCGAUUUUAUGAAUGGCUCAAUUCUACAACCCGGGACCAGUAUAUCUUUAACUAUAGAUAUAUCGGUUAAAAACCCGAAUUUUGCAUCUUUCAGGUACAAGAACACGACGACGAACCUCUACUACCGUGGGGUCGUGAUAGGGGUGGCACGAGGGCCACCAGGGCAGUCCAAGGCACGACGAACAACAAGGAUGAACAUUACCAUGGACAUCAUGGUUGAUAGGCUAUUCGGAAACCCUAAUUUACAAAGUGACAUUAGUACAGGUUUAUUGAGCAUGAGCAGCUACACAAUAGUUGGUGGUAGGGUCAAACUUUUAACUAUUAUUAAGAAACAAGUUACUGUGAGCAUGAAUUGCACUAUGAAAGUCAACAUAAUCAGUAGAGCAAUUGAGGACCAAAUGUGUAAGAGGAAAGUCAAAAUAUAA